Molecule: messenger RNA, 764 nt
Organism: Phragmites australis (common reed)
Lineage: Eukaryota; Viridiplantae; Streptophyta; Magnoliopsida; Poales; Poaceae
Product: small ribosomal subunit protein eS12-like
Exons: 4
Coding region: 140-562 (140 amino acids)
Biological process (GO): translation
Cellular component (GO): ribosome; cytosolic small ribosomal subunit
Molecular function (GO): structural constituent of ribosome
Source: RefSeq, a predicted model, not a curated record
GCUCCUUCUUCCCCACCUCAUCCUCGAUCUUCUUCUCGCGUCUCCCUCGCUAGUCGCGACUAACAUUCAUUCCGCUUGCUUGCUCCAGAUAUCCCCCCCCCCCCACUUCGCGGUCGGCCAGGUCCUCGGAGCGCGGGAGAUGGCGGAACAGGAGACCCCGGUUGCAGUUGAGGCACCUACCCCGGUUCUUGGGGAGCCGAUGGACUUGAUGACUGCUCUGCAGCUCGUCAUGAAGAAGUCAAGUGCUCAUGAUGGGCUUGUGAAAGGUCUUCGUGAGGCUGCCAAGGCCAUUGAGAAGCAUGCUGCUCAGCUUUGCGUGCUUGCUGAGGACUGUGACCAGCCUGAUUAUGUCAAGCUGGUUAAGGCACUCUGCGCUGAGCACAAUGUUCACCUGGUUACUGUGCCUAGUGCUAAAACUCUUGGCGAGUGGGCUGGGCUUUGCAAGAUUGACUCUGAGGGCAAGGCAAGGAAGGUUGUAGGCUGCUCCUGUGUCGUAGUCAAGGACUACGGUGAAGAAUCUGAGGGCCUUAACAUAGUGCAGGAGUAUGUCAAAUCGCACUAGAUAGUGUGUUUUAAGUAUCUGAAGCUUAUGUUCUACAUUUUGGGCCUGGGUUUAAAUUUAUGCUUGAUUCUGGGGCUUGCUAGGAAACUAGAACAAUUUUCAAGUGUGAGCCAAGGAGGGAUGUGAACGUUUCAGUCAUCUGAACUCUUGUUUAAAGUGCUGUGUCAUUUGCUUUUAAUGCAAAUUAUCAAGAGUUGAGAUU